AUGGGUACGGAAAAUAUUGAUGAUAAAUAUGAGGGUUUCGAAUCGAGACAUCGACAACAGCUAUUAACAGCUGGUAUACCGAAGCAUUUCUGGAAACGUUUACAUGAAAAGCUUGUCAAUCAAAUCUUUGAUGCGGGUGACUUUUUUCUAAUGUUAGAAGAAAUUAAUGAAGAUGGCAAACAUUCUUAUACAGUUGUGGCAUUGAAAGAACUGAGAAUGGACGAUCCCAACUGCAUUUUUCUCGUAGAUCAUGCAUGGACUUUCCGACCACAGGUUGCACGCAAACAAUUACAUGAAAUCCCUGGUCUCUUGGAUCGGAUUUGUAAUGUUUUCAAUAUUGAAGAACAAGAAAGAAGCACAACGGAAACUCUUUCGGAUUACGGUAGCAGUGGUGACGAACUACAAAAUCCAGGUGGAUUGAGCUGCGAAGAAUGCGAAUCUGGAAGUCAUUGGGACGAAGGUAUAUUGAAAUCGAUGAGUCGUAGUUGCAGUUUUAAUAAGCACUUCAAUGAUAAAUGUGAUGGUGAUGGGAGAUCAGAUGACAUCAGACUUGAUGGACAUCGUGAUAGCCUUGUUGAAAGUGUAAUAGGGACUCCAAUGUCGGAAAGUCUCACUACUGUCUCGGAUGAAGAACACCGAAUAAAUGAAGUUUUGCGUCAGAUGUGGCGUUAUAUCCAUACCUAUACAAUGCGUUUCUUAGAAAAGGAACCGGAUGAAUGCGAUACGCCGUUAUGGUAUAUGCCCGAUGAGUUUGGUGUACGAAUUGGUCAUAGUGAUAUGCCGAACUGUCGAAUGGUACCUAUCUUUCACAUGCCAGAAAAUGUAGUGUACAACUUAUUAUUUCCUAUUCAAAAUGUGGGAGUUGAAGAAGCUGUUACUCGUGAUUAUGUCGACACAAUAAUUACGAAAACUCAUCCAGAAUGGCGUCAUAUUUUAAUGCAUCCGUGGACUCCUGUAGAUUUGACGGGCGAAAAACUUGAACAUAUCGUUGCUCCAGAUUCGCAUUUUAUACGUUGUCGUGUUGCUGACGUUUUCCCAUUAAAUGCUUCGAGUAUCACUCCCGGUAUUGAUUUAUCAUCAGGAAAAGUACGUGUAUUUGGUGAUGAUUUGCAAUUUUUUUCACAUCUAAAAACGGUUGAAAUUGUAAAAGUUGAUUGCAUCGAGGAUGCCGAUCUCAUAUGGAUGCAGAAGCAUUUUAGUGAUUACAAAGAUUUGUAUGAGAAAAAUCCGAAAGCUUUGGUGAAUCAGUUCCCAUACGAUAGAGUGUUAACAGUGAAAGAUUUAUUGUCAGCAUCAAUACAGUCAGUAUAUCGUGACAGUGUGAUAGAUCCAGAACUGAUGCAUUGGCAACCACUGUGGUUUGAAACAACUUUCAAUCUUGAAACUGAAUUGCCGCAGUUUGUGGCAUAUUAUCAACAGCGAGCACUUAAAAAUAUGGAUAAUACCUGGAUAGUAAAGCCAUGGAAUCUUGCACGAGGUCUGGAUAUGCAUGUGACUGAUAAUUUAUCCUAUAUUAUUCGUCUUAUCGAAAGUGGGCCUAAGAUUGCGUGCAAAUAUAUUCACCGACCUGUUCUCUUUCGAAGACCUGACAGUGGUAAUAUGGUGAAAUUUGAUUUACAUUAUGUCAUAUUUUUGCGUUGUUUACAACCACUAAAGCUAUUUUUGUACAAAAAUUUUUGGAUACGAUUUGCAAUCAAUGACUUUUCCCUUUCCGAACUGGAUGAUCGUGAUACUCAUUUCACAGUUUUCAGUAAAUGUGAGAAUGACAAAGUUUUCAACAUGGAUUGCAAACAUUUUAUUGACCAAUGGGAGAAAUUGUAUGAUGUGAAAUGGAGCGAAAUACAAGAGAAAGUCAAUAAAGUUAUCAAAGAUGUGAUUAAAACUGUAUCUAGCGAAAAGCCUCCUCGUGGAAUUGCACCAAAUGCACAAUCUCGAGGAAUGUACGGAAUGGACUUAAUGUUGAAAUGGGACUCUGAUGAUCCUGCCAAGCGCAAAAUUUGUAUUUCGUUUAUCGAAGGGAAUUUCAUGCUCGAUUUCGACUAUGCUUGCAAAUUUUAUUCAGAUUUUGCAGACAUAUCUUUUAAGGCACUAUUUACGGAUGAAAAUAUCGCUGAUAUGUUGAUCGAACUGGUUUAA
Cercopithifilaria johnstoni is the source of this 2136-nucleotide messenger RNA. The record is from the annotation of a GenBank genome assembly. Lineage: Eukaryota; Metazoa; Nematoda; Chromadorea; Rhabditida; Onchocercidae.